GAGGCCCCGCCCCAUAGCGUGCGGGGGAGCCAGCAUGUGGGCCCUGCGGGCCGCCAUCCGCCCAGGGGCCUGGCUGGCUCAUGCGGUACGGGGACGCCGGGCCCCGAGAACCGCGCCGCCGCUGCUGGUCUGCUCCGAGCGCGCCCUCGCCGCCUUCGGCCCCGGAGUCCUCAAGGGGCGAGGGGGCCGAGGACAGGACCCAGCGGCUGACGGCCUGAGAAGCCGAACGGGAGAGGAGGAGGAACCAGAAGAUGCGGAGGAGGAGGAAAAAGAGGAGGAGCUGCUGAGGAGGGACCCUUUGCUUCCGGUGGGGACCCAGCGUGUGUGCCUGGUUCACCCAGAGAUCAAGUGGGGACCCGGGAAGCCGCAGCCGACCCGAGCUGAGUGGCAGGUGGUGGAGGCAGAGUCUCUGGUCCACACACUGGAUGGCUGGUCGGUGGUGGAAAGGAUGGUGGUUCCCACCAAAACACCCGACGGGAAGCUCAUGUUCGGCAGAGGGACCUUGCAGCACCUGACAGAGAAAAUCAGAGCAUUGCCUGAAAUCACGUCGGUCUUUCUGAACGUGGAGAGGAUGGCCCCGCCCACCAAGAAAGAACUGGAAGAGUCCUGGGGCGUGCCAGUGUUUGACCGAUUCACGGCUGUGCUCCACAUUUUCCGCUGCAACGCCCGCACAAAGGCGGCCCGACUGCAGGUGGCACUGGCCGAGCUCCCCCUUCUCAGGUCCCACCUGAAAAAUCCCACUGCGCACCUAGAUGGACGGGGCGGAGGCUCGCGCUACAUCAUGGGGUCAGGAGAAUCUCUCAUGCAGCUGCAACUGCGCCUCUUGAAGGAAAAGGAGCUGAAGAUUCGGAAGGCCCUGGAGAGACUCAGGAGGAAAAGGCAGCUCCUGGGCAGGCAGCGCAGACGGCGGGAAAUUCCCGUGAUCUCCGUAGUGGGGUACACAAACUCCGGUGAGAGGAGCUCUGGGGGCAAAACCAUGCUGAUCAAGGCCCUGACAGGGGACGAUGCCAUCCGGCCCCAGGACCGGCUGUUUGCGACGCUGGACGUCACAGCCCACGCAGGGUGGCUGCCCUCCCGCGUGGCUGUCAUCUACAUGGACACCAUCGGCUUCCUCUCCCAGCUGCCCCACAGCCUGGUUGAGUCCUUCUCCGCCACCCUGGAAGACGUGGCCCGUUCGGAUCUGAUCGUGCACGUGAGAGACGCGAGCCACCCCGAGACGGAGCUGCAGAAAGCCAGCGUCCUGGGCGCCCUGCGCGGCCUGCACCUGCCCGCCCCGCUGCUGGGCUCCGUGCUGGAGGUUCACAACAAGGCCGACCGGCUGCCGGGGUACAGCCCGGCGGAACCCCAGGCCGUGGCGGUGUCCGCCCUCCUGGGGCACGGGCUCCCGGAGCUGAAAGCCCGGCUGGAGGAUGCCGUCCUGAGAGCCACAGGGAGACAGGUCCUCACGCUCCGGGUCCGGAUGGCAGGGCCACAGCUGAGCUGGCUGCACCGGGAGGCCACCGUGCAGGACGUGGACGUGAUCCCCGAGGCCGGCGCGGCCGACGUCAGGGUCCUCAUCAGCAGCUCUGCCUACGGCAAGUUCCGGAAGCUCUUCCCGGAGUGCGCCAGCCAGUGAGGGAGCGGAGGUUGCGUGGGGCGAGCACUGCCACAGGGCCUCCUGCCCGCCCGCUCCGGCGCCUCGCUGGCUGCUGGGCCGGAAGGGCUGGGGACCGCCCCCCUGCGGCCAGAGGUCGAAGGUCCAGCCUCAGGGUGCACGCCUGAGGGCGGAUUUCCCUUCCACGCUGUUCCAACGGCAGGAUAUGAAAAGCUCUGCUCUCGUGUCUGUACACAGCCCUUCUGAUUCUGCCGCGCGGGCGCCGGGCACACGGUCCUGCCCGCGGCGGCCGGUGUGGGAGGAGCCACUCGGUUUCCCGUGUGCUGUGCCCCAUGGACCCAAGGCUGCCGGGCCUCCCCGCUGCCCACGGUAGUGUCCUGGCAGUAAGGGCCGUCUCCCAGGGCACCUGGGGGGCUCAGUCCAUUGAGCAUCCGGCUUCAGUUCAGGUCAUGAUCUCGGGGUUCCUGAGUUC
Molecule: messenger RNA, 2066 nt
Organism: Suricata suricatta (meerkat)
Lineage: Eukaryota; Metazoa; Chordata; Mammalia; Carnivora; Herpestidae
Gene: GTPBP6
Product: GTP binding protein 6 (putative)
Exons: 10
Coding region: 35-1615 (526 amino acids)
Cellular component (GO): cytoplasm
Molecular function (GO): ribosome binding; GTP binding
Source: RefSeq, a predicted model, not a curated record